CGUCAUUGCCAACAGAUUCAUGUAAAAUCCGAUUGCAUUCACGAAUUCACAUCACUGAAAUAAAAUCGUCGGUUUUAGCGACGUAACAUAUUGCAAAUAAGUGCGAAAUAUUGUGAUAUACUUCCCCUAGUAUUAAUUAAUCUAGUUCAAUUAAAAUAAAUUCAAUAUGUUUAUCUUGGACUGGUUUACGGGAGUUCUCGGUUUCCUGGGAUUGUGGAAGAAGUCAGGCAAACUAUUGUUUCUGGGGUUGGACAAUGCUGGCAAGACCACACUGCUGCACAUGCUGAAGGAUGACAGACUGGCACAGCAUGUACCCACUCUGCAUCCCACGUCGGAGGAGCUGUCGAUAGGCAGCAUGCGGUUCACGACGUUCGACCUGGGCGGGCACCAGCAGGCGCGGCGCGUGUGGCGCGACUACUUCCCGGCGGUCGACGCCAUCGUCUUCCUCGUCGACGCCUGCGACCGCGCCCGCCUGCCCGAGUCCAAGGCGGAGCUGGACUCGCUGCUGACAGACGAGACGCUGAGCAACUGUCCCGUGCUGAUCCUCGGCAACAAGAUCGACAAGCCCGGCGCCGCCAGCGAGGACGAGCUGCGGCAGUUCUUCAACCUCUACCAGCAGACCACCGGCAAGGGCAAAGUGUCCCGGUCGGAGCUGCCGGGGCGGCCGCUGGAGCUGUUCAUGUGCUCAGUGCUGAAGCGCCAGGGCUACGGCGAGGGCUUCCGCUGGCUCGCGCAGUACAUCGACUGAACACCACCUUCCCCAACACCACCUCACACCACACUCAACUCUGCACGUUUCUACCUACCGAUGAAACUAUUGCGAGGCUUCCCCCCUUUUUGGGGUUUCGUUCCUCUAAAAACAGAACCCUAAAAACCACUUUGUCAAAACCAUUUUUUGUAACUUUUUUUUCUGUUAAAAUAUCUAUCUCGAAUCGACUAUUAUUUAUUGAGUUUUGUCCACAGACCAUUUUGUCUGAGGCUUUGUCAUAGGACAUCAGUCUUAUUCAUAAAAAAUUACAAACUAUAUACGUGUUUUAAUUAAAACAUUCAUUUUCUAACAUUGUCAAAUAGCAAAAGAGUUCUAAAAUGCUAAUGUUUUAACUAGAAUAGAUUUAGUAAAUUGUAUUUUUUAAAGAAUAAGGCUGCAUUUAGACAGAUUUCCAUAAUCAAACUGUCAUAUUUUUACAUUGAUAUGUAUAAAAAUUGGGACUAUUAUUUAAUACGUAGCUAUAUAUUUUUAAAUAAGACUCAGUUUACGAAGCCUCUUCUUUUUUUUCUGUUUAUCUUAAAUCUUUAUUUUGUCAUAAUCAUUCGGAAGUGGUGACGUAUAGAUUGAUGUGUAAAAUAAAAUCGCGCCGUUUUGUUGCCUCGCUCACUAGUAAUUUUAGUCUAAAACUUUCGCCCAUCUGAAGCGGUGAAUCUCAACUAUAUAUUAAUUAUACAUUCUAAAAUUAGCGAAUCAGCCUAUAUCAACGAAUGAAAUUGAUUAGAUAUACAUGGUGCAACCACUAUUAUAGUUAUUACGUGUGCAUGCGAGUAAUGAGAUCAUUAUAACCUUUGAACUGUUAAUGAUUGUACAGCAAAAUUUUAUCAAUUACUUUUAGAUAAAUCAAAAAUAUAUAAAAUUUUGUUAGUUUUUGAUGUCUGGUUUUAGAUAAUAUAGUGCAAAGCAUUUAAUUUUAAUAUCAGUUUAAAGAUUAUAUUGUAUUCUAGAAACGCAUGAACAUACUGUUAUAUGCACUGUCAUAUUACUUAAAACUGAAACGUCUAAAGUACUUAAAUAAAUGUAUGGAAGUACAAAGAUAUAUAUCCCUGAUGACUUUAGCCAAACAUUACUAGUUUGCGAGACGCUAAAAAGCCGCGAUUUUUCAACCUCUCAGCUAAACACUAUCUCCUAGCUGUAAACUGUUCAAGUGAUUUUCGUUCGGCUGUUGAACUAUUAUAACAUUUAAGUUACUACAUACGCCUAAAAAUUGGAGUAGUUACUCUGGUUCUUUAUGUUUAUGGAACUAUAAAUUUGUGUUUAUAUGAAUAAGCUAAUGGUGCAAAGCAUGUAAUUUGGUAUUUUAUUUUCAUGGUCAGGUAAUGGCAGUCAGUGUUGUCUUGUUCUGUGUCAGUGGUUCAUGCCACAGCUUCCGUGCUCGAGGCGAAGCGUUCAAAUAAUUGCAGUUUUAUUCAUUAUUUAUAUUUAUCUUGUUCUCAUUCCAACUUGAAGGUACUUUUGACGCGAUAUGUAUUUUAUUUUGCUGCUCACUGUGUUGUACAUUUCUAAAACGACUAGUGGUAUAUUUUUGUAAAUUAUUUCAAUCAUUUGAAUUUAUUUAACGGAAUGUUUAUUUAAGCAAUGUGAACUUUGGAACGGCUAGUCUACGUUAGGUAGAUCGAUAUUAAAUGAACUCUUGAUAAAUAUUUUAAUGAUAAGUCUAUGUAUUGUGAAAAUAGUCUCCGAGAAUGUGACAAAAUCGCAGUUCAAUCGUCGUAAGAAGCACAAAAUAUAUCCUUUAUAAGGAUGUUUGUCAUCACAAAGUUUGUUCCGAGGCCUUCAAGCUAUGUCCCAUUGUUCAGUCGCGCUGCGUCGUCCACCGUCACGUGACAUCCGUUAUCAGAUCAACGCAAAAUAACUUGUAUGAAGUUUGACGUACGUCAACGCAUAUCAGUAUCAAAACCUAUAGAAAAAACAUCGGAGCACGACGGACCUACGUGGUGAGUCGCAACGGAGCGCGACUGAGCAUUGGGCAUAGCGCGAGUUUUUGUUAGUAAACAUACAAGUUUCUAUGCGACCGAAAUAACGCUCCUGUCGGCAACAGGCAGGUUUUUCAAUUCUGCGUACAAAACACGCACUAACACACCUUUGCAAACCUGUGAAUCACUUUUGCAAAUUUCUCAUGUAUUUAUUUAACGAGCGUGUGCUUCAGGUACAUUAAUAACAUAAUGCUCAAGCGUUCACGUUAUCAAAGUUACUACAUUGUGUGUAUUAUGUCGUACUUGUGAAGUACGAUGCGAUGGUGGGUCGACAGCCGUCUCCAGAAUAAGUUGCGAUCAACUGCUGCUGGUCUCCAGCCUUUGUAGACAUUGUUAUUUGGUAUAUUAUUUGCAGUUUUAAGUCCAAAAAUAAAGUUUGUAAUAAAAUUUAUAUGAAAUAA
Molecule: messenger RNA, 3143 nt
Organism: Plodia interpunctella (Indianmeal moth)
Lineage: Eukaryota; Metazoa; Arthropoda; Insecta; Lepidoptera; Pyralidae
Gene: Sar1
Product: Secretion-associated Ras-related 1
Exons: 6
Coding region: 167-748 (193 amino acids)
Biological process (GO): vesicle organization; endoplasmic reticulum to Golgi vesicle-mediated transport; membrane organization
Cellular component (GO): COPII vesicle coat; endoplasmic reticulum exit site
Molecular function (GO): GTPase activity; GTP binding
Source: RefSeq, a predicted model, not a curated record